CUCAAGUCGGAAAUUUGGAUCGCGAGCACACCAUGUCGACGACGACGGCCUACGACGUCCUCGAGGUCGAGAACGACCGGUCCUACCGCGGCUGCAAGAAGGCCGAGCGCGUCCUCGUGACCCUCAAGGGGCCGUCGACGAGCCCCUUGGCGGCGACCGUCUGCAUGGGAGACGGGUCCAGCAACCUCCACACCUUUACGACAACCUUGCCAUCGACCACGUCGUCCGAGCCUAUUGCUCUGCGCUUCCAGCAGCAAUCGAAGAGGGUCUACCACGAUAGCACCCAGCUGCUCGACGCUUGGGGCGUCGGCGUGACGAUUGUCGAUGGCAAGCUCGCGCUGGUGGCGCUUCCGCUGCCCAAGGACGCGGCCGCCACGCCCUUGGACGAGACGAAAGGCGCCGUCUUCUUCUCGGCGCACGAGCAGUCCGGGACCUUGGUUUGUGCGACGAAGCAGCACUCGCUCCUCGUGUACGAUUGGAUUCCGAAGAACGCCAAGCUCCUUCCACGCUCGACGCACGAGGUGCCAGACAAGCCAAGCACACUCCAGAGCGUGCUUUGCCUCUCGAGCGACAUGGCCGUUCUCAUCUACAAGCGCAAGACGACGCUCUUCCAUCUCGACACGGGGCGAUCCCUUGAUCUUCCUCCCGACUGCCGCGACCCCGUCCUCGGGGCCGUCCGCCUUCCGGGUCUCGUGCCAUCCCAGGACGAUUUUUUUGUUUUCUGGCGUACGCACGGAAUUGCCCUGCGCUACGACCGCUCCGAGUACGCUGUCGUGACGACGGGGGCGCCGGUGCCAUGGCCGGCAGGCGCGGGUCCGCCCAAGGCCGUUCUCGGGCACCACCCCUUCCUCCUCAUCGCGUACGCCGAACACGUAGACGUGCUUCUCUCCUUCCAGAUCGUCCAAAGCGUCGCGAUCAAGGGAGCACUGCUCCUCGCCCCGCUCCUCUCUCAAGCGCAGACCGUCUCGGUGACCGCGCCUCCGACGGUCCUCGUUGCGACGGGGCCUGUUGCCUUUGCCGCGCUGCGCAUGAGACCGCUAAGCGACCAGCUUCGCUUGCAUUUGGACGCCGGGCGGUAUCAGGAAGCGAUUGACCUCUGCCGUCUCUGCCCCGUCGAGUGCCACCUUUCGGCGGACGAGCUUCGGCGCAUUCACCUCCAGCUCGCGCUGCAGCAGUUUGAACGCCACGAGUUCCGUCGCGCGAUGGACAACUUUCUCGCAAGCCACGUGCCCGCCGAGGAGGUCCUCGCCCUUUUUCCAGAUGAGCUCUUGCCGCGCAGCCGGCAUCGACUGGCGCUGGCGACGUUGCCGCGGCCCUCGGUAGCGCUCGCCGGCGAGACACUCAGCGCGGCGCUUAGCGCCCUUGUGCAGUUUCUCGUGGCGUACCGCACGCUGCCUCGGCAAGGGCUGGCCAAGGUCCAGUACGACGACGUGGCGUCGCUGGUCGACACGGUCUUGCUCAAGGCGUACGUUCUCACAAACGAUGCGGCGCUCACAGCGUUCUGCGGCACGUCGCCAAGCGCCGCGGAUGUCGGCGAAGCCGAAGUGUUUUUGCGCGCGCAUGCCAAGUGGCCGGCGCUCCUUGCGUUCUACAAAACGCAGCGUCUGCACCGUAAAGGUCUCGAGCUCCUCGAAGAGCUCCAGGCCAGCUCCAAGAAGGACCCGCGUCGCGAGAUGGUGGCGUACCUCAAGACACUCUCGGAGGCGCCGCUCGUGUUUGAGUUUUCCAAGCCGGUGCUCCAGUCGGCGCCGGCGCUCGGGCUCUCGAUCUUUACGCACCGGCUCGUGCCGCCGACCGAGGUUGACAUUGACCCGCAUUUGAUUGUGGACCACCUCAAGUCGAUCGAGGUCAGCUCGAACGCCAAGCAAGACGAGAACGGCGGCGACGACGAGAUGCCGCUUGACGACGGCCGCGCGCUCGCGAUCGCGUACCUCCACCAAGUCAUUUACGCCAACGGAAGCAGGGUGCCAUCGACGCUCCACGACGAGCUCGUGUACCUACUUCUCGACGCAAUCAACCACCACGUGAGCCUUCUGCUCAAGAAGAAGCGCGACCAGCAGUCACUCAUCGUCUUUCACACGCGCGUGCGCAUGCAGAAAGGGCGUCUUGGCGCGCUGCGGCGACAGCUCUUGGCGUUUCUGCAGUCGCCGCUGAGCCAGCACCACCCUGAGCGCCUCCUGAGCCGCACGCCGAUGGAGAUGAUCGAAGAGCGCGCGGUGCUUCUCGCCAACAUGGGUCGCCACGAAGAGGUGCUUCGGCUGUAUCUGCAUGAGAUCAAGGACGCGGCCGUCGCGGAGGCCUACUGCAACGACGUGUACGCCUCCAAAGUCGGCGACGCGUCAAUUUACACACUCUUCCUCCAGACGUACAUGCGUCCGCCAUCGGCCAAGACAUCGCCAUAUCGCAUGAGCAACCACGCGCUCUCGUCAAUUGGGCUUGCGUUUGUGGCCAAGUUUAUGCUGCGCCAUGCGGCCACGAUCGACGUCGCGACGGCGCUGGAGCUAUUGCCUCCCGGCACCGAGGCCGCUGCACUCAGCGCGUACCUCCAGCGCGUGCUCGAGCUCAAGGUCGAGGCACGCCGCACGGCGCAGGUGCAGACGCAGCUCCUCAAGAUCGAGAACCUCCACGUGCGAUCGCAGCUCCACGCCGCGCAGCAAGAGUCGGUCGACAUUUCUGCCCAGUCGACGUGCGCGGUCUGCAGCCGCAAGCUUGAGCGCGGCGCCUUCCUCUACGACAAGGACGAAGGCACGCUCCUCCACUAUGCCUGCCAGCCGUCGCUGCCCUAA
Molecule: messenger RNA, 2786 nt
Organism: Saprolegnia parasitica CBS 223.65
Lineage: Eukaryota; Oomycota; Saprolegniomycetes; Saprolegniales; Saprolegniaceae
Exons: 3
Coding region: 33-2786 (917 amino acids)
Biological process (GO): autophagy; vesicle-mediated transport; endosomal vesicle fusion
Cellular component (GO): cytoplasm; membrane
Source: RefSeq, a predicted model, not a curated record